Molecule: messenger RNA, 1500 nt
Organism: Linum trigynum
Lineage: Eukaryota; Viridiplantae; Streptophyta; Magnoliopsida; Malpighiales; Linaceae
Source: the annotation of a GenBank genome assembly
UGGAGGUUGAAUAAUCAAUUUUCUAAAUUUUUGCGGUGUCUCAGGACACCCUUAAAAGACACCGGGAUCCACCCUGCCCGUGGCAUGGAUUUGAUUGCUAUUCCUAAUCCUAAAGUCUAAACAAAUCGUUAAAAAAUAACUAUUUGACUCCACUUGCCGAAAACGGGCUGGGUAUCAGGAAAAAGGGGCUAGCCGCACAGGCCCAGUUAUCGGAUUGAGAGCAGGACUAAACGCGUCUUCCCCAUUCUUCCCUGCUCAGCUCACGCAGUCUCCCGCCCUCCUUUUCCUUGUCCUUUUCGAGUUCGGAAGCAGCAAUCGUAAAAGACACAAACUUGGCCUUUUCUAUUUCUUCUGGACAAUGGGCAGCUGAACUCUACGUGGGUUAUUCGGACGCAGGUUCGAGCGCGACAAUGUUCUUCCACAUCGUAUUGGAGAGGAACAUGCAGUUGCACCCUCGCUACUUCGGUCGCAACCUUCGCGAUAAUCUCGUAUCCAAGCUCAUGAAAGACGUUGAGGGAACUUGCAGUGGUAAACAUGGGUUCGUGGUAGCAAUAACAGGCAUAGAAAACGUUGGAAAAGGGUUGAUCAGAGAUGGUACAGGUUUCGUGACUUUUCCUGUAAAGUACCAGUGUGUUGUGUUCAGACCAUUUAAGGGCGAGAUCUUAGAAGCUGUUGUAACCAUGGUAAACAAGAUGGGAUUUUUCGCUGAAGCUGGUCCAGUGCAGAUCUUUGUUUCAAACCAUUUGAUAUCUGAUGACAUGGAGUUUCAGUCUGGAGAUAUGCCAAACUAUACAACUUUUGAUGGAUCGAUUAAGAUUCAAAAGGAUAGUGAAGUGCGUUUAAAGAUUAUCGGGACACGUGUUGAUGCUACAGAAAUCUUCUGCAUUGGUACGAUAAAGGAUGACUUCUUGGGCGUGAUCAACGAUCCUACGGCCUGAUAGGGAAAGCUGGGGCGUGGUAGUUGUAGAUCUGAGCUUUGUUUCUUAUAGUUGUAUGAGCACCAGGCUUCUGAUGCAGACCAUCGAGCAUGGUGGCACCGGCCUGUACUUCUUGUCUUGAGCAAGCUCUGUAUAAAUCGUGGGAAAGUAGUUCUAUGUGCUUGCAGGGAAUGAACUGUAUCUGUGUUGUCCAUGUUGGAUGGUUCUUGAGAGUUAUUUUAAGGUCCAAGAUUUUCGACUGGGGUCGAGUUUUUGGCUUUACCUAUGUAUUAGUUUGAGCUGCAUAAUUGUUGCAGUAGCUUGUAGCGGAAGUUGGAUCAUUGAGGUUAGGGGUUGUUUGUCGAUGUGUACACUUACACUCUGUUUCUGAAGGGAGGGAGGAAAAUGGAGAGAAAGGAAAGUUUGGAGGGGAGGGAAAUGGAGGGAAAGGAAAAUUAGAGGAGAGGAAAAUGUUGUUUUAUGGAGGAAAGUGAAAGGAAAAGUGGGAGAGAAGAUAUGUAGUGGGAAGUGUGAUAGAUAUGUUAUUUUAUUGGUUAUAUAAUAGUAAAUAAUUAAAUUAUGU